AUGAAGUACAUUCUUGUUGUGGUUGAUUACGUAUCCGAAUGGGUUGAGACAAUUGAGCUUUCAUAUAAUGAAGGAAAGAGUUUCACCACGUUCUUCAAAAACAAUAUUUUCUCCAAACAUUCUCACUUUUGCAAUAAGUUGUUCAAAGCACUACUUGGGAAAUAUGGUGUUCGCCAUAACGUAGCCACUCCUUACCAUCCGCCGACUAAUGGACAAGUUGAGGUUUCAAAAAGAGAGAUCAAGCACAUUAUUACGAAGACUGUGAACGCCAAUAGAAUGGAUUGGUCAAAGAAGUGUGAGGAUGUUCUAUGGGCCUAUCCCACUUCAUAUAAUACUCCUAUAGAGCAUGCUUAUGUCCAACUAGACCGGGCCCUUCUUACUCAAGAAAGUGUUUCCAAAUGGAGCGGUAGAGCUCGAAAACGUUGA
This is a messenger RNA of Solanum pennellii, 426 nucleotides long. RefSeq lists its product as uncharacterized. The coding region runs from base 1 to 426 and encodes 141 amino acids. Gene Ontology annotation, biological process: DNA integration. NCBI's taxonomy places the organism in Eukaryota, Viridiplantae, Streptophyta, Magnoliopsida, Solanales, Solanaceae. The transcript is spliced from 2 exons. Gene Ontology annotation, molecular function: nucleic acid binding. The record is from RefSeq and is a predicted model, not a curated record.